UAGAUUAGUCUAUCUGCAUGAAAGUUUUAAAAUAUUAUUACAAUUUCAAACAAAACGUUAUUAUUCAUAUUCGUUGCACUAUCAUGGUGUUGGAUACUAGCUCUUUGCAUUGUUCCGUUGAUACCAUGGUAGACUUCACGUGUGUUAUAAAAUGAUUAAGCCAAUGACCAAAGCCUUGCUCGUUUUAAUGUUAGUGCUGGCGUGUGAGGUGCGGUCGACUGAUGCUUUCGAAUUUUUAUCUAGGAUCUAUAAAACUAUAUCUAAUGUUGUUGAUAAUUUGCUCGAAGUUAUAAAGCAGCCAGUAAUAGAACGCCAUAAUAGAAUUAUGAGAGAUCGUCGAAACAGUGCUAAUAAAGUGAAGCUGAAAUCAAACUUGACCCACAGAGAGACAUCAGAACUACCUUCAAAGUCCAAACUCACCAUACAUCUUAAAGAUAGUAUGAAAUUCAGAAAAACUGCAAGGAUGCACAAAUUUUCAACUUUAAAACCUACUACUAAAGCUGAUAAUGCUACAACACGUGCACCCGUAACAGUUACAUCAACAAAAAAGCUUACGAUGAAAAAACUUAUUACAUCUAUAGAAGCUUUAAGGACAAAUACUGAUAAACUUACAAUAAAUAAAACCACAAAGCCUAUAAUUAUAAGAAAAUAUAUUCCGAAACCGAAAGUAGUUUUAACGCCGAAAAUUAACAUGCCAACAGUAACUACAAAAUUAAAAGAAACUAAGAAAAAUAAGAUAACAGAUUCACAUAAAGAAACAUCUGUUACACCUUGGUAUUUUAAAAUGAGCCCCAUAAAAUACAUGACAGAGUCAUCGGGACUGAAUGUUACGAAUAUAACGUAUAGAGUGAUAAUACCGAUCGUGCCAAAGCCAAGAAUAUGGCAUUCAUUCAUGUACUGGAAUAUUAUGCAAGACCCACAGUCUUACUUGAAGAAAAACAAUGUUUCGAGUAGGUACUUAAAGCAAGAGAGUUUAAUGUAAAGUGUCUGGAGUGUCAGUGACUCGUUGUUAAAGAUAAUAGAACAUAAGAAAAUAGAAAAUCGUUUAAUUCUUGCGAUAUAAUUUUAAUGUCAUUUAGCUAAAUAUUGGACCCAUGGACUUAAAAUCAUAUCAAAAUGGUUUGUGCUUAGUUAGUAACAAUACAGAGUAAACCUUGAUAUAUUUAAUAUAUUAGUUACCUUUUAUUACCUUUUAUGAUUUUAAUUUUACUAAGCAUGUUGC
Plutella xylostella (diamondback moth) is the source of this 1222-nucleotide messenger RNA. The record is from RefSeq and is a predicted model, not a curated record. Lineage: Eukaryota; Metazoa; Arthropoda; Insecta; Lepidoptera; Plutellidae.